This is a messenger RNA of Lampris incognitus (smalleye Pacific opah), 1777 nucleotides long. It is a transcript of the gene abhd5b, whose product is annotated as 1-acylglycerol-3-phosphate O-acyltransferase ABHD5. Bases 310 to 1485 code for a protein of 391 amino acids. Gene Ontology annotation, biological process: negative regulation of triglyceride storage; positive regulation of triglyceride catabolic process. The transcript is spliced from 7 exons. Gene Ontology annotation, cellular component: lipid droplet. The record is from RefSeq and is a predicted model, not a curated record. NCBI's taxonomy places the organism in Eukaryota, Metazoa, Chordata, Actinopteri, Lampriformes, Lampridae.
GGGUCACUUUUGACUUAUCAGUUCUCAAAAUAUUAUGUCGACAUUAGGUUAGAAAUUCCGACUUACGUCCUCGUAAAAAUAAACAUCGAAAGUAUUUUUCCGGUUCUUGCCGGCCUUACAUUGGCCGUCGCGACAGACAAGCCGGCCCGUUUACCUGCUGGUGUUGCGCAACCUGUUGUAGCCUCUAGCCUAGCCUAGCCUCUGUCACAGUACUCUCUGUGCCGCGUUGACCAGCGAGCUGACCACUCCUACUCAGACCAACGGAGAGGACCUCUUCUCUGCGUCCCGGACGAGACCGCAGAAGCCGCCAUGCGAAGGAUGGCGGAGGGAGUGCACACCACCAACGAGAAGAACUCCUGGAUAUUAGGUUGGCUUCCAUCGUGGUGCCCCACUUCACCUACCCACCUGAAAGAUGCAGAGGAAAAAAUGCUUAAAAAUGUCAGGUGGCCAUUCUCCCGGCAGCAUGUGCGGAUUUCCAAUGGCAACUAUUUGUGGACAUUAGCUUUCGCUGUUCAUCCUCAGCCCGGUUCCCCCGCUCAGCCCCGGCUUCAGACACAGCCUAAGCCUCCUCUGGUUCUGUUGCACGGUUUUGGAGGCGGAGUGGCGCUCUGGGCCCAGAACCUAGAUGCUUUCAGUAGCUGUGGGCCGGUCUACGCCGUGGACCUAUUGGGGUUUGGUCGGAGCACCCGUCCCCAGUUCAUCACCGACCCAGAGGGGGUGGAAGAACAGUUCCUCGUGGCCCUGGAGGAAUGGCGGGAGAGAGUGGGGCUUGAGGAAAUGCUGCUGCUGGGACACAACCUGGGAGGAUAUCUUGCUGCUGCCUACACGCUCAAAUACCCACACAGGGUAAAACAUCUAAUACUAGUUGAGCCAUGGGGUUUCCCAGCACGUCCCGAGAACCCCAACCACAGCACUAUCCCAGUGUGGAUCAGAGCCAUGGGGGCUUUCAUGAGCCCCUUCAACCCUCUGGCUGGCCUCCGACUGGCUGGACCUCUAGGCCCCAUGUUGGUUCAGACUAUCAGGUCUGAUUUCAAGCAGAAAUACUCCUCAGUGUUUGAUGACAACACAGUAUCUGACUACAUCUACCAUCUGAACGCACAGACGCCCAGUGGAGAAACGGCAUUUAAGAACAUGACUAUUCCUUAUGGUUGGGCUAAGAGGCCCAUGCUGGAGAGGAUAGGGCACAUCCAAGCUGACAUUCCCAUUUCUUUCAUCUAUGGCUCACGCUCCAGCAUUGACAGUGACUCCGGCUACGCCAUCAAAAAAACUAGGCCAGACGUAGAGAUCAAGGUGAUCAGAGGAGCAGGUCAUUAUGUGUUUGCUGAUCAGCCGGACGACUUCAACCAGACCGUCCUCCAGAUCUUGGCCACAGUGGAGACCAAAAAGAAAGACAAAGUAGAGAGUUUGGAAGGAGAUAAAGAUAAAGGAGGCAAUGAAGAAGUUGUGCUGGAGGACACGGAGGAGGAAGAGUUUUCUAAAUCGUAAAACAAACACGAGAGCACGGGGAUUAUCACCCAGCGAUGACCGACCUUAACACGAGCCGAAUUUAAACUUCAGCCUCUCUGUCUUGCUUUACUGUCGCGCACUUUAUUGUUAACCUCUGUAAAAGUGUAUAUCAGCGAUGACAUAUUCUCAGCAUUCCCCAGUCACAUAUUCCGCAGAGCUCAGGGUCAAGGGUCGGACAAUAUCGCAGGCUUCUUCCGGCAGGUUGUUGUCUAUCCCAUGAGUGUGACAGUUGUAAUGUAAAUAAGUUUUGUAAAUAAAUUUGAAACGCAGU